Molecule: messenger RNA, 2369 nt
Organism: Magallana angulata
Lineage: Eukaryota; Metazoa; Mollusca; Bivalvia; Ostreida; Ostreidae
Product: serine/threonine-protein kinase PRP4 homolog
Exons: 9
Coding region: 491-2194 (567 amino acids)
Source: RefSeq, a predicted model, not a curated record
UAAAAAUUAUGGUGUUUCACUAAAUGAACUAAGUGCCUUUAGAUUUGAAAACUAUCUUCAAAAGUUAAAGAAAUUUGUGAAGAAAGCACAAAAUCCUAUUGCUCAAGUUGCUAAACGGUUGUUUGAACUGGAAAGAACUACUGUCAAACCAUGGAUGAAUGUUUCAACAACCUAUCUUUCCACAAAAAGAAAAGACAGUUGUUUACUUUUAAAAGAUCAGUCGUUUGCAUUUUUGCAAGAAAAAAGAGAAAAUGGAGAAUUGAUAUGCAAAGUUGUUUCACAACAGAGACUGGAAAAUUUAUUUAUUAAUCCAUGUGAAUCCAAAUUAAUAAAUGUUGCCGUUGUGAAAAACACAACAUUGCAGAGGCAUGGACGGGAAAAAAUAAUCAGAAAGCAUGACAUAGAUAGAAAAGUUGCAUGUUUGCCUUAUGAUGGGAAAUAUGUGCUGUUUCCUUUGCUGCAUGGAAUUGAAAGGCAAUAUUAGGAUAAGAUGGACAAGAAGUGGGUAAGAGCUGUGUGGAGAGAGGAUAAAAAAGAGAUGGAGCUUGCCAUACCCAGUGUAUGGGUUGAAGGAAAUCGCAUAAGAUGGCCAAAUACAUCAAAUGCAAAAUCUGCACUCAAAGAAUGCAAGAAACCUGCUGACAAAUGGCUUUCAUUUGAUCUGAUAAAGAUCAAGUUUUCAUCAGACGACUAUCGAGAAUGUGAGGACUAUGAUGAGACGACAGCGGUGGAAUCUGAGUGUGACUCAGAACCAGUCAUGAAAAGGAAACCAAAAAAGAAGGUCAUGAGUGACUUUAUUAUGGAUUCUGCUGAAGACAAUUCAUCAAUAAAAAUGCAGAAGAAGUUACCUGUAGCAGCACCAGUUAUGCCGCCAAAACCACCCCAAAAAAUCUCUUCUAAAAAAAACCAAGACCAGUCAUCACUUCAGUCGUCCAGGUCUCGAUCACCUUCACCUUCUACUAGAGAUGAAAUGGAAACCAGACGUAGCAGGUCUAUUACACCAAGCAAGUCCUGGGCUAGUUCAAACAGUCGGGAGAGCUCGAUGAAUAGGUCGAUGUCACCAAGAAGUCCCAUUCGCUCAACACAAAGGUCCAGAAUUUCAACAUCCAGAAGUCCAAUUCGCUCAACACAAAGGUCCAGAAUUUCAACAUCCAGAAGUCCAAUUCGCUCAACACAAAGGCCCAGAAUUUCAACAUCCAGAAGUCCAAUUCGCUCAACACAAAGGCCCAGAAUUUCAACAUCCAGAAGUCCAAUUCGCUCAACACAAAGGCCCAGAAUUUCAACAUCCAGAAGUCCAAUUCGCUCAACACAAAGGUCCAGAAUUUCAACAUCCAGAAGUCCAAUUCGCUCAACACAAAGGCCCAGAAUUUCAACAUCCAGAAGUCCAAUUCGCUCAACACAAAGGCCAAGAAUUUCAACAUCCAGAAGUCCAAUUCGCUCAACACAAAGGUCACGAAUCUCAAGGUCCAGGAGUCCUGUUCACUCUUUGAACAGCUCAAGAUUUUCAAGAUCAAAAAGCAGCAACAGGCAUCACAAUAGGUCAAGGCACUCUAUGUCACAAAGCAGUGAAAGGUCAACCCUGCAAAGAGAAAGCCCAAAAAGACUUAACAAAGGAUCUGAACAUUCCAGGAGCUAUGAUAGGCCUUGUAGCAGGUUAAGUGUAGAGAGCACCCCAACACUUCCAUCUCUUUCUAAGCGAAAGCAGAAUCAGUCCUCAACAGACUCCUUUCCCAUGACCGAAGAAAGAUUUCAGAGAAGAGUCCUCUACCUUCUUGUUGAAAUAAGAGACCUUCUUAAGAGUCCAGUAACAACAGCUUCAAAUACAGAAGACGUUGAUCUUGUUACCAUAGACUCAGAAGAAGGAUUUGAAGCCUUAGACAGAAGACUUGAAAACAGGGACUUUAAAGCCAGCUUUAAAUUCUUGCUUCAAAAGAUUGGAGGUACAGAUGGUACUGACCACAUGAAGAAAGCAAUGUUAAGAACUAUGACAAACUCGUACAUGGCUGGUCUAAACAUGAAGGGAAAACGGGGAAAGAAAGCUUUUGGUUCCUCCCAACUCUACCUCCUUAUAAAAGAAACUGUAUUGACAUCUCAUACACAGUAUACAGAAUCAAAAUUCAAUGAAGAUUUGGCUAAAUUACUAAAAUAUGCCCCGGAGCGUGUGGGAGGAGGUGGAAGAAGGAGAAGAGAUUGACUGUUUUUCACGUUCACUUGACCAGAACUAAUGAUUUUACUCUUUUUCAUCUUCUUAAACUAAUGUUUUUGUGAAAAGCUGGCUACAGAUGUGAGCUAGGUUAUCCAUCAGUGAUUUUAAGUGAUACUUUCAAUUUAUUUAACUGUUUCUCUCUUGAAUAAAUUGAUUAAUGAUA